AAAUUAUCUCAAACAUACUAAUUUUUUUACAUCAUAUUUUAACCAAAAAACUAAAAAACUAAAAAAUUACUAAAAAAAUCUGUUCUUAAACGAAACCUAAGUCCAAUUAUUAAAAGCUAUUUAGUAGUUUAUCCAAAAUGCAAGCUAUUUAGUAGUUUAUCCAAAAUGCGAAUCUAAACUAAUAACAAUGAGUCACUAUUCAUCACCAGCAACAAUAUAAAUAAAUAAUCUCUUAAAACAACAAUAAAAAUUUAACAUGGAAUUAUAAAUCCAUAAAUAAUAUAAAACUAAAAUUUUUUGAAGCUCCAAAUCAAAGUCCAAUUUUUUUUUUUUUGAUUUCGAAUCUACUUUCUCAAUCAAAAUCCUAGCUUUAUAAUCUAGAUUAAAAAUUAGAUUUCAAGUUUGGAGGAGGAACCUGGUUCAAUCUAUGGCGUGAAAGAGCUCCGGCGGACAACAAUGGCCGAUGGACGGUGGCCGCCGGUGGAGAACGGCGACGGUGGCUGAGAUGGUUAACCGGAAAACAUCAAAGAGCUCUAGUUGGUACGGUAGGUUUGUUAGUUAAAUGAACUAAUCCUUAGUCUUGAGAAGAAAAGAAGCUGACUGACCUGUUACCAAUCUUUGUAGUAUAGUGUUGCAUACGUGUUUCCAGUCAUGUGGUCGGUACCCACCUGCUGCGUUUUUACACAUAACACAUACAUCUCUAGUGUAUGCCGUCUUCUUCAUGUUAUUUGCUACCCAGAGGCCUUUCUCUCUCCCAAAUCCAGAAUUUCAUCCCUAAGAAAUGGAAACAAAGUGUCAAACCAUCAGAAACUCAAAACACUAACCCGUCUGACUUAUAUAAUUACCGAGAUUCAUUGCUAGUAGCAUCUCCAACCAGUGAACUUGAUGGUUAUAUGGUUGAUUCUCUUCUCACAUCUCUCAAAGAUUUUGUUGCCAAAGGCCAUCUGUUUCAAGCCUUCCAGACCUUCACUCUCCUCCAAUGCCAUUCUUCUUCUUCUUAUUGUAUUUCUUCUGACCUUAUUUUGCAUUCCAUAUCUUCUCUUUUGAUAUCUUGCACCAACUUAAAGUCACUUUCACAGGGUAAACAACUCCAUGCCUAUAUUAUAUCUUCCGGUUUUGAAGAACAUCCCAUAUUGGUUCCGAAGCUGAUUACCUUUUACUCAACCUUUAAUCUCUUUGCUGAUGCCCAUGUUAUUACUGAAACGUCAAAAAUAUUGCACCCUUUGCCCUGGAAUUUGCUUAUCUCUUCUUAUGUUAGAAAGGGGCUUUCUGGGGGGGCUCUAUCUACCUAUAGACAAAUGGUGAACAAGGGAAUUAGAGCCGAUAACUUUACUUUCCCAUCAGUUCUCAAGGCUUGUGGUCAAGAACAAAAUAUGGAUUUUGGGAGGGUGGUUCAUAAGUCUAUUGAUGCUAGCUGCCUUGAGUGCUUGUUUGUGCAAAAUGCUUUAGUCUCCAUGUAUGGGGCGUGUGGGGAAGUUGAUUAUGCUCGGAAGCUGUUUGACAAAAUGCCUGAAAAGGAUGCAGUUACUUGGAACUCAAUGAUCUCUGGAUAUGCCUCCAAGGGUAUGUGGGGAGAAGCUUUUGAGCUUUUUGAAGGCAUGAGAAUGGAGGGAAUAGAAUUGAAUAUCAUAACAUGGAAUACCAUAGCUGGAGGGUGCUUGAAAACAGGAAACUAUAUUUGGGCACUUGAAUUGCUUUCUCAGAUGGUGACUUGUGGCAUUCUUCUGGAUUCUGUUGCAGCACUUAUUGGUUUGGGAGCAUGUUCCCAUGUGGGUUUAUUAAAAUUGGGGAAAGAGAUUCAUUGUGUAGCUAUUCGUAGUCAUUUUGCUGAGUUUGAUAAUGUAAAAAAUGCUUUGAUCAAUAUGUAUGCCAGGUGCAAAGACCUUGGGCAUGCAAAUAUUUUGUUCUGGUCAGUAGAAGCUAAAAGUGUAAUUAGUUGGAACUCCAUUAUUUCGGGUUACACGUAUUGGGACUGCUCUGAGGAAGCCUCCUUUCUAUUUAGGGAAAUGUUGCUUUCUGGGAUUGAACCUAAUUAUGUGACAAUCGCAAGUGUUCUUCCCCUCUGUGCCCGUGUGGCAAAUCUGCAACAUGGUAAAGAGUUUCAUUGCUACAUUACAAGGCGUGCAGGGUUCAAGGAUUAUUUACUACUUUGGAAUGCUCUUGUGGAUAUGUAUGCCUGAUCUGGAAAAGUUUUACAAGCAAAAAGACUGUUUGAUUUGUUGAGCAAGAAGGAUGAAGUGACUUACACUUCAUUAAUAGCUGGGUAUGGGAUACAAGGAGAGGGACAUGCUGCAGUAGAACUAUUUGAAGAGAUGAUCAGGUGCCAGAUAAAACCGGACCAUGUAACCAUGGUUGCUAUUUUAUCAGCAUGUAGUCAUUCGGGUCUUGUAAUCCAAGGUCAAAUGCUAUUUAAAAAGAUGCUGCACGUCUAUGGUUUAACUCCGAGACUGGAGCACUAUGCUUGCAUGGUUGAUCUCUUUGGUAGGGCUGGUUUACUGAAGAAAGCAAAAGGGAUUAUCACAAGGAUGCCUUACCAGCCAAGCGCUGCAAUGUGGGCCACUCUUAUUGGAGCAUGUUGCAUCCAUGGAAACACAGAGAUAGGGGAAUGGGCAGCUGAGAAAUUGUUGGAAAUGAGGCCUGAAAAUUCAGGAUACUAUGUUCUGAUUGCUAACAUGUAUGCUGCUGCUGGAUGUUGGAACAAGUUAGCUAGAGUGAGAACUUUCAUGAGGGACUUAGGUGUGAGAAAGGCUCCAGGCUGUGCUUGGGUUGCUGUGGGUUCUGGAUUUUCUCCCUUUUUGGUGGGGGACACAUCAAAUCCCCAAGCACACGAGAUUUACCCUUUAUUGGGGGGAUUGAUCAAGCAAAUGAAAGAUGCUGGUUAUGUUGUUGCAGAGGAUGUUGAUUUAGAUAAUGAAUUUGAGCAAUAUAAUCAGCAACAAUACUUCUGUUAGAAAAUUAAGUUGUUGCAUAUUUCAUGCGCAUUGUCCUCAAGAGCCUUCUGAAAUGCCAUUCUUGGUUCAUAUGGUAAUAACCUUGAAAAUUUAUGAAAUUUAAAUAGUCUUCAUUUUCUUUUGGUUUUCUUUCAUAAGUAUUAUAGAUAGUUGUUUUUUGGCCUUCAAUGAAGUUAUUUAUUUUAUUAGUUAUGGUUAUUUUUUUUGUUUGAUGUAUAUUUUUGUGGCUGUUCUGGCUUUUCUCAUAUAUGCUUUGUCUCUCUAAUUGGUAAGCGCUGUUCGAAUUAUCCCCACCCUUACUUUUUUUAGAGCUAGAUUUGCACAUAAACAUGUGGCUUACUUUUAUUCCACAUGUUCAUUAACAGGGAGGAUUGGUUUAUAUGUUUAGUAUAUAAAAGUUUUACACAAUCCGUUUCAUAUGCCUCAGUGCACCAUAUUUGUGGAUUAAUUGUGAGAAUUGGUUUUAUGCUUAGUGUAUGAGGAUUUCGUUUAAUAUGUUAUGUUUCGAAACCUAUUUAUGGUCACAUGCCUUUGUGUGCCAUACAGACAUGUAUGGCUUCUAUUUCGUUUAAUAUGUUAGUAUUUUUUUUCUUCUCUGUUUUGGACCUGAGAUUCUUAUUUCAAUGGUCUAGUGGAUCUGUUUUAGGGUUUAGCUAUUUUUGUAGGCUUUAGAAGUUAGCUUUUUUGAUAGGCCUUAGCCUUCUCAAUUUUCUUUUCCUUUUUUCAUGACUGUCUCCUAUAUUUAGCCUUCUCAAUCUCAUCCAAAUAUAUUUCACUUUCCCAUGAGCUAUCUCACAACUCCCUUUCCACUAAAAAAUAAAAAAUUAAUUGACAUGCUGUGAUAAGUUUCAAAACCAGGAGUAUCCCACUUUGUAAGUUGUUGAGAUGUUCAAUUUGAAAUGCUUUUACUUAAGAUGAAGACUACAGA
Camellia sinensis is the source of this 3879-nucleotide messenger RNA. The record is from RefSeq and is a predicted model, not a curated record. NCBI's taxonomy places the organism in Eukaryota, Viridiplantae, Streptophyta, Magnoliopsida, Ericales, Theaceae.